UGCUGCAGCUGAGCAUCUCUGCCUGACUUCUGUGGAGUUUGGACUCGGACUUGAUAGAGAUGCAGCAUCCGAGUGUCUGAGCCUGAGCAUCUCCAGUUUGUGUGUGUGAGAGCGCGCGUGUGAAUGUGUGUGAAGCCAUGGCGAGCGCCCAGCCGGGGGUCCACGCACUGAAACUCCAGACUCCCUCCGUCUCUCACACACUGAGGAACGGAAGUAACUUCAUUAAAUGGGACGAGGAUCUGUCAACUGUUACUCCAGUGACUCUGUACGUGGAUCCACAUGGAUUUUACCUCUACUGGACUGAACAAAACAAGGACACAGAGCUGUUGGACCUGACCCUCGUCAAAGACGUCAGAACAGGUCGAAGCACCAAGACACCGAAGGAGGCCAAGCUGCGGGAGCUGCUGGAUGUGGGAAACCUGGUUGGCCGUCUGGAGAACCGCAUGGUUACCGUGGUUACGGCUUCAGACCUCGUAAACGUCAACCAGCUCAACUUCAUCGCUUCACAGGAGGACGAGGCCAAGGUGUGGUGUGAGGAACUGUUUUCUCUGUCCUCCAAUCUGCUGAGCCACAAUCUCAACAGAGACCGCAGUCUGCUGAAAGCGUAUGUCAAGUUAACUCUCCAGCCGAACGCAGAGGGGAGAAUCCCCGUCAAGAACAUCGUCCGACUGUUUUCAUCAGACAGAAAGAAAGUGGAGAAUGCCUUGGAGAACUGCAGACUGCCCUAUGGACGGGGUGACGGCAUCAAACUGGAGGACUUCACGCUUGAAGUUUACAAGAGCUUUUUGGAAAGCCUGUGUCCUCGUCCUGAGCUCAGCAACAUCUUUAAACUGCAAGGAGGGAAGGACGGGGCCUUGUCCGUCGAUCAGAUGACAGAGUUCAUCAAUAACAAACAGAGAGACCCGAGGCUGAACGAAAUCCUCUACCCGCCUCUUCGUCCUGCACAGACGCACACUGUAAUGGAGAGGUACCAGCAUGACCAGGCACAGCUGAAGCAAGGCAUGAUUUCUGUCCAGGCGUUCUCCAGUUAUCUGUCCAGUGAUGAGAAUGGAGUUAUUCCACCAGAGAAACUGGACCAGUCUGAAGACAUGAGCUUCCCCCUGUCCCACUACUUCAUAAAGUCAUCACAUAAUACCUACCUGACAGCGGGCCAGCUGGCAGGCAGCUCCUCAGUGGAGAUGUACAGGCAGGUUCUCCUGGCAGGAUGCCGCUGUGUGGAACUGGACGUGUGGAAAGGAAGAACCGCUGAGGAGGAACCUGUCAUCACACACGGCUUCACCAUGACGUCAGAAAUCUCUUUUAAGGAAGUGAUCGAAGCCAUCGCAGAGUGCGCCUUCAAGACCUCUCCUUUUCCUGUCAUACUCUCCUUUGAGAACCACGUGGACUCUUUGAAGCAGCAGGCUAAGAUGGCUGAAUACUGUCGAUCCAUUUUCGGAGAUGCGCUGCUGAUCGACCCUCUGGACAAAUACCCUCUGGAGUCAGGUGUCCCCCUGCCCAGUCCUCAGGAGCUGAUGGGCAAAAUUGUCAUCAAGAACAAGAAAUCCCACAAACCCUCCAACAACACCGACACCAAGAGACUGACGGACCAACCUGCCAAUCAGAGCAACGAUCCAGUGUCUCCUAGCAACAACACAGGAGAGAUGGAGGCUGAGAGUGAGGAAGAUGAUGAUGAUGACGAUGAUGAUGGUAAAAAGGGCUCAGCGGAGCGGGAGGCCGUGGCCACGGAGGAAAUGUCAACUCUGGUGAACUACGUCCAGCCCACAAAGUUCAACUCCUUCGAAGCGUCCAAGAAGGCAGCCCGCUGUUACCACAUGUCGUCUUUUGUGGAGACCAAAGCUUUGGAGCACCUCACAAAGUCACCAGUGGAGUUUGUAGAAUAUAAUAAAUCCCAGCUGAGUCGUAUCUACCCCAAAGGAACCAGAGUCGACUCGUCAAACUUCAUGCCUCAACUCUUCUGGAACGCCGGGUGUCAGCUGGUGGCUCUCAACUAUCAAACCAUCGACCUGUCCAUGCAGCUGAACCUCUUCAUGUUUGAGUACAACGGUCGCAGCGGCUACAGACUGAAGCCGGAGUUCAUGAGGCGGCCAGACAAACACUUUGACCCUUUCACAGAAAACACAGUGGACGGCAUCGUAGCUAACAUGCUCUCUGUGAAGGUGAUUUCAGGCCAGUUCCUGACUGAGCGGCGGGUGGGCGUGUACGUGGAGGUGGAGAUGUUUGGACUUCCUGUGGACACCAGGAGGAAGGCGCUGAAGACCAAAACCUCCCAGAACAACAACGCCAUCAACCCGGUGUGGGACGAAGAGCCGAUCAUCUUCAAAAAGGUGAUUCUUCCCACUCUGGCCUCUCUGAGAAUCGCUGCUUUUGAGGAAGGAGGAAAGUUUAUCGGUCAUCGGAUUAUUCCAGUGUCUGCCAUCCGUCCAGGUUAUCGUUACAUCGGCCUGAGGAAUGAGAAGAAUCAGUCUCUGAUUCUACCGGCUGUGUUCGUCUACAUCGAGGUCAAAGACUACGUCCCAGACACCUUUGCAGAUGUGAUCGAGGCUCUGUCCAACCCCAUUCGAUAUGUCAACCUGCUGGAGCAGAGGUCCAAACAGCUGGCGGCUCUGACUCUGGAGGACGGGGAGGAGGAGACUCAGACUGAGGAUGAAGCCGACAGCUGUGCAGAGCGGAAGAACGACCUGAAAUCAGCUCCACUGGAAAACGGACUCAGCCCCGCCCCUGGUCCUGCAGGACACACCCCCAUCGCCACGACGCCCAAAGCUUCCGCAGCCAAUCAGCAAACAGCGACGACAGAGGCACCGAAACCUGCAGCAAAGACUGAGGACCUGGUGUUAAGUGUUUUGAUUGAUGUCCCAGUGUGCACCAUAGAGAGUCUGCAGCAGACCAAGGUUUACCAGAAGGAGCAGAGACGUCAGUUUAAAGAGCUGAAGGAGUUGGUACGAAGACACCAGAAGAAAACGUCGGAGCUGCUGCGAGAGUUCAACAACAAGUACAAGAAAACGGCCAGACAGUGCAGCAAGAGCCGGGGUUCGUGUUCGGACAGUGAGAAAGACGAACGCCUCCAGCAGCUGAGAGACGAGCAGCAGCAGCAGCUCCUGGCUCUGAGGCAGGAGCAGUACUACAGUCAGAAGUAUCUGCAGAGAGAACAUAUAAAAACGCUGACGGAGCGACUCAGCAGUCUGGCGGAGGAGAGUCACAACACCCAGAUGAAGAAGCUCAAAGACAUCUGUGACAAGGAGAAAAAAGAGCUGAAGAGACAGAUGGAUCGAAGGAGGACAGAGAAGAUCAACCAAGCGAAGACCAAAGAGAAGCAUCUGGCCGAGGAGGAGAAGAUUGAGAUCAAUAAGUCCUACGUCAAUGAAGUCGUCCAGAACAUAAAACGGCUCGAGGAGACUCAGACAAAGCGCCACGAUCAGCUGGUGGAGCAGCACAACGGGCUCCUGCAGGAGAUACAAGACCAGAAACCAAAGCUGCAGGGCACCAUCGAGGCAGAGUUUCAGGAGAAGUUCCAGUGUUUGCCCGGAGAGAUUCAAGACUUCCUGCAGGACAGGAAGACAGAGGUCAGAGGUCACAGCAAGUCCCGGCCAUCAACCCCUCACGAAACUCUGUCAGAGGAGGACUGAAGAAGCAUGAAGAGGAAGGAUCGAUGGAUCGGUGAAAAUCAAGAAAGUGCAGGAAGAAAGAGGAAGGAAGAAAAAGGCAGUGAGGGAGUAAAGAAAAGAAGAGAUAUUAAGAUUAUAAAGACUGUUACUUUUCUUUUUAAUGGACGAAUGCUUUAACAGUUUUUUAAAUUCCAUUCUAGCAUGCACUUUGCUGUUCUUCAGCGUUUAAUCAGAACCCAUUUAGUCUUAAUUUCUGCUAUUUUGACAGACAACUGAAACCCAAUGGUUUGUACUGCAUGACAACCCUAUCUAUCUAUCUAUCUAUCUAUCUAUCUAUCUAUCUAUCUAUCUAUCUAUCUAUCUAUCUGACAGUUUGUGCAAUGUAUUUCUCUUGAACAUACAUCAGACUCGAGGCCCAUCUCUAUUUCAUAUGCACACACAGAGACGUCAAACAGUCGCUACAAAUCCGAACCACACGUUUAUUUAUCUUCUUAUUAGCCCACUAAGUUAACGUGGUUGCCACAGCAACCUGGUCGACAGUGGUCAGACUCAAACACACCGCGAUGCUAAUACGCUUAGAAAGGAAACAGUAUUACAAUCUUAUUGUUUUAAACUUUCGUAUUGUUCUUUUUUUCUUUCACGCUCACACAGUUGCGCACAUUCCCACUUGGCAGCUGCCCAGUACAACCACAGCCUGAUGUGAUCUGGCCUCUGAGCAGUUUAACUGGAGCAGAUGGAGGUUAAUGGUUUUAGCUCACAGGCUCCUCAGCUGUGGUGAUGACGGGAGGGGGU
Molecule: messenger RNA, 4394 nt
Organism: Seriola dumerili (greater amberjack)
Lineage: Eukaryota; Metazoa; Chordata; Actinopteri; Carangiformes; Carangidae
Product: 1-phosphatidylinositol 4,5-bisphosphate phosphodiesterase beta-1-like
Exons: 32
Coding region: 138-3623 (1161 amino acids)
Biological process (GO): phosphatidylinositol-mediated signaling; lipid catabolic process; memory
Cellular component (GO): cytoplasm; nuclear speck
Molecular function (GO): calmodulin binding; phosphatidylinositol-4,5-bisphosphate phospholipase C activity; calcium ion binding
Source: RefSeq, a predicted model, not a curated record